UAGAAGUUCAGACCCCCCCCCCCCGCACAUAGUGUCCCCGCCUGUAAAAUGGGAUUGCCCUGGUGGCCUGGCAGCCUCCUCUGCAGUUCUUGUGGGGAUGGGAGAUUGAGGUGGGCCCUGGGACCGUGUUCCCACAGGAAGAUGGCUCAGGAGGAGGGUGUGAGCCUGGCCGAGGUGCGGGCGCGGGUCGGGGCCUCGCAUGGCAUCACCGACCUGGCUCCCAAGCUCCACUUCUAUGAUAGCUGGGCUCCGGACUAUGACCAGGAUGUGGCCACCCUGCAGUACCGAGCCCCUCGCCUGGCAGUGGACUGUCUCAGCCAAGCCUUUCCAGGCCUUCCCCAUGAUGCCCUUAUCCUAGAUGUGGCCUGUGGCACUGGCCUGGUGGCUGCUGAGCUGCAGGCUCGGGGUUUCUCCCAGCUGCAUGGAGUGGAUGGGAGCCCAGGGAUGCUGGAACAGGCCCGAGCCCGCAGCCUUUACCAGCACCUCAGCCUCUGCACCCUGGGCCAGGAGCUUCUGCCCAGCCCCGAAGGGACCUUCGAUGCGGUGCUGAUGGUAGGUGCCCUCAGUGAUGGCCAGGUACCCUGCACUGCGAUACCUGAGCUUCUGCGAGUCACUAAGCCAGGUGGGCUGGUGUGUCUGACCACCAGGACCAACCCUUCCAACCUUCGAUACAAGGAGGCACUGGAGGCUACCCUGGACGGGCUGGAGCAGGCCAGGGUAUGGCAACGCCUGGUGGCCUGGCCCGUGGAUCGCUGGGAGCUGGCUACCUCUGAGCUCGAGGUGGGGCCCAACACCUUGACAGAGGGCUUCAUCUCCGGCAUUGUCUACCUGUACCGAAAGGUGGAGGUGACCCAAGUUGAGGGGGUGAGAUCCAAUCAGCAGCCUCCUGUUGGCCUCUGACCCUCCAUGUAGCUUUAGCCAGGUUUACCUGCUGGGCCUCUGCAACUUCAGCUGUAACACAGGGCCACCAUGCCAACCCUGCCCCUCAGGAGUGCUUGGCCUAUUAAAUGAGCCUCAGAAGGGAUAGAA
This is a messenger RNA of Otolemur garnettii (small-eared galago), 1029 nucleotides long. It is a transcript of the gene METTL27, whose product is annotated as methyltransferase like 27. The record is from RefSeq and is a predicted model, not a curated record. Gene Ontology annotation, molecular function: S-adenosylmethionine-dependent methyltransferase activity. NCBI's taxonomy places the organism in Eukaryota, Metazoa, Chordata, Mammalia, Primates, Galagidae. Bases 49 to 900 code for a protein of 283 amino acids. The transcript has 5 exons.